UACAAACAGCUGCCGCUUGAAUUGUCGAAACAGCAAUCGGCCCUCGCAUUGAACAAGAGGAUCUCCUGUCACACAAACUGUCCUCGCUGCUGUUUGUCGUCGAAUGGCACCCUAGCGCCAACUUGCACGAUUUACCUAUGAGACAGCAGUACACCCGAAAAGAAAUCUUCCAUACUGACUUCCCCUCCAACAGCCUCUGGCCUCAUCACCUUCUUCUGACAUGCAGGAAGCAGAUGAGGUCCCUAUUGUCACGGGUCCAAGUCAAUGAGCGAGAUGGGCAUCGGCAAGCCGCGAUCGUCUAGAUGCAGUUCUGUCUACCUCCUACUAUGCGGUCUAAAGUGAAAUGGAUCGUUUGCUUCACUGCCGACACCACUUCAUAAAGACCUCUCUCUUGCACUUCCAUCCUUUUCAAUCUUGACAUUGAUCUUAUGUGAGGCUCCCUUCUUCGAGACCCCUCACAACGCUAUGGAUGGAACUGUACCCGCCGCAGUAGCGAACACGCUCGUUACUCAGACGGCCUUCAGCGAGCCAGGUUUUCAAGAGCCAACCGAUCUCGGUCACGAUGAGGCAGACUAUCUCACCGAGUCAAACGACGAAAGUCAAGACGGAUCUCAAACCUCGGAAGCCACGGCGGAGUCGGAUCGAGAUGCUAAUAAAGCCACCCUCAAUGACUACGUGCUGAAGACCGCCGCCGCCAACGAACGGCGCGCAUCAUCCCCUGGGCAAACCAAGAACAAAGAGUCUGACAGUAUCAUCGAUCAGGCCCGCGAGUAUCAGCAAGAACUCUUCGAACGUGCCAGAGACGAGAAUGUCAUUGCCGUCCUCGACACUGGAAGUGGUAAAACCCUCAUUGCAGCUUUACUGAUCAGACACUUUCUGCAGCAAGAAUUGAUCGACCGGAGCAAUGGCAAACCAGGAAAGAUUGUCUUCUUCCUCGUCAACAGUGUCCAUCUCGCCCGACAGCAAACCCGGUUCCUCAACAACAAUCUACCGCAGAAUGUAAGGGAACUGUUUGGCGAAGCCAACGAGGAUCUGUGGAGAAGAGCUGAUUGGGACAACAUCUUUGCCAACAACAGCGUCGUAGUUUGCACAGCUGCCGUCCUUGAUCAAUGUCUCAUGCACUCCUUCUUGACCAUGGGACAAAUUUCACUGCUCAUCUUUGACGAGGCCCACCACUGCAAGAAGAAUCAUCCAUACUCCAGGAUCAUUCGGGACUACUAUCUGAAAUGGAGUGGGGACAAACCUCGCAUAUUUGGAAUGACUGCUUCUCCAGUUGAUUCCAAGCGAGACAUUGUCCAAGUUGUCAACGAUCUGGAGGCCCUCUUGCAGAGCAAGGUGAUUACUACCAAAGACGCCUCGGUCUUUGAGUUUGCACCGAGGGCAACAGAUGACUUCUGGACGUAUCCUCCGCUGCAUGCAGGAUUUGACACGGAGCUGAGUGCUCAACUGCGUCCUCUUUGUGGCUUCAUUGAGGAUUUGAAAAAGUACUUCACCUUUUCUAGAUAUGCGGCGAGGGAACUCGGUACCUGGGCAGCUGACAGAGUCUGGAAAUACGGUCUUCCGACGUCGAAUCACGAAGCCACAGCCGUCAUCAAGCAAUUUGAACGUAGCAGAACCUACAUCGAGGAGCCUGGCAAUAGCCGACGAAAAGCAGCAUUGGAUUCUGUCCAGCGGGCCAUCUCUCUCGUCAAGGGGUACCGUUUUGGUCCUCCAGGUGAUGGCGCGGAUCAAGAAUUAUCACCUAAAGUGAAAUAUCUACUCAUGGAGCUCAAGAAGCGAUUUUCGGGGUCGCUGGCCGCGCGAGGAAUAGUCUUCGUCGAACAGAAAUUUACAGCAUUCAUCCUUUGCGAUCUAUUCGAAAUGUUGCAACUCACCAAUCUCAGACCGGGAGUCCUCGUUGGCGUAGGCCAGGCCAGUGCAGAGUCAAGUCCAUGGAGGGACCAAGAGACCGUCAUGGAAAAGUUCCGGUCAGGAAGGAUCAAUCUCAUUUUCGCUACCAGUGUUGCUGAGGAAGGCAUUGAUAUUCCACAAUGUAAUCUGGUUGUCCGCUUCGACCUGUAUGAGACUCCAAUUCAGUACAUGCAGAGUCGAGGGAGAGCUCGGAUGAAGAACUCGAUUUACGCGCAUAUGAUCGAGGAAGGCAACCAGAAGGAUAUGUCCAAGGUCGACUAUGCCAUUCAGAUGGACGAUUACAUCAGAAGAUUCUGCCAGGACCUUCCCCCAGACCGUCUGCUGGGUCAAGGUUCGAAGCUCAAACAGCUCCUCGCUAGAGAUGCGAGUUGCCAGAGCUUUGAGACUGCCACUGGAGUCAUUGCAAGCUAUAGCAACUCUCUGCUGCUUCUGACAAGAUAUGCGGAGUCCUUGAAGAGAAUCGGUGCGGCUUCGGCGGAAGUCUACGAAGAAAUCAUCGACCCCGAAGCAAACAUGUUUAGAUACAAGGUCAUACUGCCAGCAACUGAAGAUCCACGUACUGCCAAAGUCAAGGGUGCUCUAGGGGAUGCACGAACGAACAAGGUCUUAGCUAGGCGCUCCGCUGCCUGGCACUGCUGUUUCAAACUGCGCAGAGCAGAACUUCUUGACGCGAAUCUCGAUAGUAUCUUUGUGAAAGUCAAGCCGGCCAAUCUGAACGCUCGCAUCGCAGUAUCGGAGAAGAAGGACAAUUACGAGAAAAAACUGAAGCCCGACUUUUGGCUGGAGGGCGGUGCGGACUCGACAAAUCUACCAAUCCGACUAUUCGUCACUCAAGUUGUCCUUGGACCUUCAUCGAGCUCGACGGCGACGAAUAGCUUGCUACUCUUCACACGCUCACUUUUGCCGCAGCUUCCAAGUUUUCCCGUCUAUGUGGAUGACAAUGUGGAAAGACAGGUCACUUGCAUCCAGAUGUCGCAACCGGUAACCGUCACAGAAGAGCAGAUCGAUGCUUUGACGAAGUUCACCCUCAACGGAGUGUUCAGUGAUGUGUUCCACAAGACCUUUGCCUCGGAUCCUAAGUCUAUGAGCUACUGGCUGAGCCCUCCGGCAAAGGGACCCUUGCGAGACUCAUUCGAGACUAUUGUCAAUAUGGAAGAACUCUUGCUUGUUGGGAACGCCGAACGCAGACGUUGGGUGUCUAUCACGGAUCCAGAGGAUGCGCCCAGGAACACAAGCGCAUGGUGCAAUGCAUUUCUUGUCGAUCCUGGUAGCGGAAAGUUCCGUUACUUCACAGAGAACAUCGAGCCCGAGAAAUCAAUUUGGGACGCGCCGCCAGAAAUUGCAAUCAAUCUCCAGAAGAGACACAAGGACACGAUCAUUGGCUUCACCGAUAGCACUUAUGGGAAGUACCGUAAAGAUCCGAACACCUUCGCGAGCAGAUACGAUCCACACCAGCCCGUCUUGAAAGCCAAGGUAGUCCUGGCGGGCAGGAAUUAUCUGAAGGAAUGUCCUCCGGAAGAACAACGCUUCGCUACGUGCUAUAUCGCGCCUCAGCCAUUGGAGCUCGCUCGAGUGUCGCCUGAUGUGGCGGCAUUUUGUGUAUUGUGGCCCUCAAUCCUGCACAGAUUGGAGUCCUAUCUGAUUGUGCGUGAAGCAUACAUCAAGCUCGACUUGACCGAAGUGCCCCUUGAUCUGGCUCUUGAAGCAUUCACCCAGGGAAGCAGCGCAGAUGCCGCAAUUGGAGAUGUGCAUUCUGAAUUGGAUGGCAACGAUGCGUCUCGCGCCGCCGUACAGAAAGCGGCUCUGAACUACGAGCGUUUGGAAUUCAUUGGCGAUUCACUUCUCAAGAUGAUGACAACCAUCGCCGUCUUCAACCGUACUACCUGCAACGAGGAGGGAAUGCACUGCAGGCGCAUGGGUCUGCUCUCAAACAGCCGUCUAUGCACGACCGCGUCUGCACCACACUACGAGCUCUUCCGCUACAUCCGUGCAUCGUCUGACCCUCACUGGCAGACCACAUGGUAUCCUGAAUUCUUGAAGCAGACAGGAGGCAAUCAGCGACGGCUCAAGCUGGACCUGAAACACAAGCAGCAUGCAUUAGGAAAGAAGACGAUUGCCGACGUUUGCGAGGCGACCAUUGGGGCCUGUAUCAUGACUAGCCAGCAUUUACCGACGGAACAGAAGUUCGAUCUUGGUAUUCGUGCCAUCACCAAGCUGGUGGACGACCCUGAUCACGCCCUCACUUCCUGGAAGGAGAUUGCCCCAAUGUACAAUCCUCCAGCAUGGAGCCUACAGACCAACGACCCCGUGGCCUCUGAUCUUGCGAACAAGAUCGAACAGAUCACUGGCUACACAUUCAGACACCCACGCUUGGUGCGUUCAGCAUUCACCCACUCGUCGGACCAGAACUCGCCGGUUCCUGACUUGCAGCGCCUCGAAUUUCUGGGUGACGCCUGCCUCGACUGGGUUUGUAUCUGGUGGCUCUUCUCGACCAAUCCGACUCGCGAUCCACAGUGGCUGACCGAGCAUAAAAUGGCCAUGGUGUCGAACAAGUUCCUCGCCGCGCUGGCGGUGGUGCUCGGCUUCCACAGACUCAUCUACGCCACCACGCCCGCUCUCUACGAGGAAAUCGGAAACUACGCGGCCAAAGUGCAAGAAAUCUAUGAGCAGGAAGGUGUCAAGCGUGACUUCUGGACUCGUAUUGGCUCGGGCUGCGCUCCGCCCAAAGCAUUGGCCGAUCUGGUCGAGAGUUAUCUGGGCGCCGUGCUUCUGGAUUCGGGAUUCAACUUCGUCGAGAUUGAGAAUUUCUUCGAGAAGCAUGUGAAAUGGUUCUUCGAGGACAUUGAAGCCUACGACACCUUUGCAAAUCGACACCCGACUACUCACUUGUUCCGCCUCCUCAGAGAAGAGUUUCGAUGCCAUAAGAGCUCGCCCGAGAUCAUCGAAGGAGUGGUCUCGGCGCCGACAACAACUGGAGAUCGUGAAGAAGGUGACGAUGGUGCAGGUGAUCAGUCAGUCGGCGGUGUCACCGUCCACGUCGCCUGGUUCGUGCACGGUCGGAUCGUGUCGGCAAGUAAAGGGCAGGGAGCGAAGUAUGCCAAGGUCCGAGCGAGCAAGUCUGCUUUGAAGAUUCUGGGCAAACUGAAGGUUGAUGAGUUCCGAAAGGAAUGGGGUUGUGACUGUGCGCAGAAGGGCGUGAAGGGCGUGAACGGCACGGAAAAGCACGAGGACGAAAUUCAGGAGAAGGCGACUGACUAAGUAUCAACCUAGGCCAUAGUUUUCGAGGCAUCAAAAGAAUGGGCCAAGGAUGUGAUAUGACCAGACAAACAGAGUCGAGAAAUGAAUGUCCCGAGAACGUUAGAAAGA
Exophiala xenobiotica is the source of this 5277-nucleotide messenger RNA. RefSeq lists its product as uncharacterized. Gene Ontology annotation, biological process: siRNA processing. Gene Ontology annotation, cellular component: cytoplasm; nucleus; RISC complex. The record is from RefSeq and is a predicted model, not a curated record. The coding region runs from base 466 to 5169 and encodes 1567 amino acids. The transcript has a single exon. Gene Ontology annotation, molecular function: RNA binding; ATP binding; ribonuclease III activity. NCBI's taxonomy places the organism in Eukaryota, Fungi, Ascomycota, Eurotiomycetes, Chaetothyriales, Herpotrichiellaceae.